Molecule: messenger RNA, 1264 nt
Organism: Desarmillaria tabescens
Lineage: Eukaryota; Fungi; Basidiomycota; Agaricomycetes; Agaricales; Physalacriaceae
Exons: 2
Coding region: 241-1176 (311 amino acids)
Source: RefSeq, a predicted model, not a curated record
GUCACUAUUUCAUCGAUAGGGUGGUCGUUUCUGCUCUGACGCCCUUUAUUUGUCGCGACAAGUUAUCCUUUCACAACCGGUAUAUCCGGGUACUAUGCGAAUCCAUUGAUAGGUGCUCAUAAAUAUACUACACUUCCAUUCACACGGCCCCAGGGAAAGAAACAAAGCCAUGCUCAUGUGGCGUGUUUUCCUCCUGUCCAACCUUCAUCCUCUCAUUCUCGCAUUCGUCUCCCAGAAACUAUGACUGGCAAUAAAGCCUUCAGGACUAGCGUCGUCCGCAGUGCCGCCGUCGCAAUACUUGAGUCCUUGCAAGCCCUAGACGUACAUUGGGCUAUCUAUGGUGAUCUGGCAUGGCAUCUUCUCUGUGGUUCAGCGACCGGCGGCUCUUGGCGACUGGACGUCCAUGUCAUGGGUGAUACUGCGACCCUCGCGUAUGCAACCGGGCGCUUAGCGAGCACGGAUCCCCGGUUCUCUCUGACCAAGCAGGCCUUCAAUAGUAAAGCUGCGAUGGCUUAUACUCACGAUGUGCUCAACGAUGGGUCGCCGACGAAGAAGCACGAAUGUCGGGUCAACUUUGUUUGUAGUCACUUGAGAGACUUGUUCAUCGUCAAGGACCUUCCCCUUCUUCCUAUUCAAUUGAUUCUGUACCGACACAUGGAGGCCCAUUUCCAAAGGUCGGAGAAGAGAUUGAAGAAGGCCAUGGACAAAGUCAUCGUGAUUAGUGAGGCAUAUCUGCGUCUUCCUAACCUACCACCUUCUGUAUGGAGCCUCACUCCUGCAGAGCGACCACUGUUCCUCGAUUAUUUAGCUAAGAUAAUGUCUGCAUUACCUGAUACUGCAGAUUUAUUGGCCCGUCUUCAUCCUGUACCACUUCCUGUCGCCACCAUGUCGCCUGCUCCACCUCCCAUCGUAUCAGCUGCAGAGUCCGAUUCGACCAGUGUCGUGGAGAUUUCUUCUUCAUCUGUCCAGGAACGAAAACAACUGUUUCACUCGGAAACCGUUCUUGCUGCUACACGUACCGUAUCAUCGUGCAUUCGUCAGCAAGGACAUGACUGCUUCCUUGCCGGACCAGGAUAUGUUCCUUGGUACAUCAUGGGUUCGCCUAUUGUUCCAAAGGUAUGUCCGCUAACUACCUUAAAUUGCUCCUUCGCACUCAAAUUUCAAAAUACAGAAUGAUCGCAUCGACUUUUUGGUUAUUUUGCGUAACGACAAUUCCCUUGGCUCGCUUCAGCGCAUUCUGUGCAGGCAAGGCGUUCUGAAAGCA